AUGUCCUCCUGGGAGGAAAUCCAGGCUGUGAAGGUGAAGCGUAACAGCUUGCGCGAAAAGUUAGAGAAGCGUAAAAAGGAAAGACAAGACUUGCUGGGCACCAGCAGUCCUGGUGGGCCAGGUGCCGUGGUCGGACUGAUAAAAAUCGAAUCGAGCAACAACCUGGCCGAGGAUAAGGGUAAACUUCUUCUGACUACAAUCAAACUGGAUCAAACUGGAAGUGCGGACAUCGAUGCAGAAGUGGAGAAGUAUUUGGUGCAGGUGCUGGCCGACGAAAGUUUAAUACUGCCGACCAAUUCCGCCCAGAUAGCGGAGCGCGUCGAAAAGCACGUGCAGAAAACCGUCCUGCGGGACUCUAUCGCUUACUACCUUCACAAGCUAGCAGGACAGAAGUUGAUCAACAUAAAGGAAGUCAGUAUUGGUGGAACAGUAGGCUAUGAAGUGAUAUCCGCUGAGCAUAUAAAUCUCCAAGCGCUGCACAAUGACAUGGCUAUGAACCACGCGCCCGCGGUCUCGGUUGAACGAGAUGCAACGAAACGGAAAGCGGAAAGCACGAAGGAAGAGAAACUGUCCGGUGGAGGUGGCAAAGUAGCCCGAGCCAAUGUAACCGGUACAAAGGACGAGGGAAGAAAAGGCAACGCGGUUGAUGCUUCGCUGGCUUGUAAAGCAUCGGAUAUUAUGUCUCUGCUUUCGUUACCAUCGACCAGGGAGAAACAGAGCAAAAAGGUGGGUGAAGAAAUCUUGGAGUUACUUUCGAAGCCAACCGCCAAAGAGCGUUCUUUGGCGGAAAAGUUCAAAUCGCAGGGUGGCGCUCAGGUAAUGGAGUUCUGCCCCCAUGGCACACGUAUCGAAUGUAUGCGAUCGUUGGAAGCAGAGAUGAAGGAAGGUAACGAUAAGAAGACGACCAACAGUACGGACGAUGAGGAUAGUGGCGAGUGUAAACACGAAGAAGAUGAUGUUAUUAUCACCACGGAUGAAGAGACCAGCCAGAAAGAAUCGAUUGUAGUGGACGUGGACAUUAAAGACGAAUCGGUCUCAUCUGAAACGGUAGCGAGCGAAGCAUCGGUGGAAAUUCCAAUCACAAAAUCGAAAUAUCAGUGCAAUAAGUUGCAUUUCAAAAAAAUCAUUCAAAACCACACCGAUGAAACGUUGGGUGAUUGUAGCUUCCUGAACACUUGCUUUCACAUGGACACGUGUAAAUAUGUGCACUACGAGGUGGAUACGUAUGUGGGUCAAACACCGAAUAUCGUACCGGCAAAAUUGGAACCGACCGAUGAACACGUCGCUGGACAAAAACGGCAUGCGGUAGAUGCUUGUGCGACGCUUUAUCCUCCGCAAUGGAUCCAGUGUGAUCUGCGGUUUCUUGAUAUGACCGUGCUGGGAAAGUUUGCAGUAGUAAUGGCCGAUCCUCCCUGGGAUAUUCAUAUGGAGUUGCCGUACGGUACAAUGUCGGAUGAUGAGAUGCGUCAGCUCGGUGUGCCCGCACUGCAGGACGACGGACUUAUCUUUCUUUGGGUCACUGGUCGCGCUAUGGAGCUGGGUCGUGAAUGUUUAAAACUAUGGGGUUACGAGCGAGUCGAUGAACUGAUCUGGGUGAAAACUAAUCAACUGCAACGCAUCAUACGAACGGGACGCACGGGACAUUGGUUGAACCAUGGCAAAGAACAUUGUUUGGUCGGUAUGAAAGGAAACCCUCCGAAUUUGAACCGUGGACUUGACUGCGACGUAAUCGUUGCCGAAGUAAGGGCCACCAGCCACAAACCGGAUGAAAUUUAUGGAAUCAUCGAACGCCUGAGCCCUGGAACGCGUAAGAUAGAACUAUUUGGUCGACCGCACAAUGUGCAACCGAAUUGGAUCACGCUUGGCAACCAGCUUGACGGAAUUCGUUUGGUGGAUCCGGAAUUGAUUAAUUCCUUCCAAAAGCGUUAUCCAGACGGAAACUGUAUGACUCCGGGUAAAAUUCCCUAA
Anopheles marshallii is the source of this 1968-nucleotide messenger RNA. RefSeq names its product N6-adenosine-methyltransferase MT-A70-like protein (gene Mettl3). Gene Ontology annotation, cellular component: RNA N6-methyladenosine methyltransferase complex; nucleus. The transcript is spliced from 3 exons. Gene Ontology annotation, molecular function: mRNA m(6)A methyltransferase activity; mRNA (2'-O-methyladenosine-N6-)-methyltransferase activity. Lineage: Eukaryota; Metazoa; Arthropoda; Insecta; Diptera; Culicidae. The record is from RefSeq and is a predicted model, not a curated record. Bases 1 to 1968 code for a protein of 655 amino acids.